Molecule: messenger RNA, 6073 nt
Organism: Cheilinus undulatus (humphead wrasse)
Lineage: Eukaryota; Metazoa; Chordata; Actinopteri; Labriformes; Labridae
Product: leucine-rich repeat and fibronectin type-III domain-containing protein 4-like
Exons: 8
Coding region: 1191-4295 (1034 amino acids)
Molecular function (GO): protein binding
Source: RefSeq, a predicted model, not a curated record
AUCAAGGAAGAGCCAGAGGAUAAAGAUGUAGAUAAAUGGAGAGAAGAAGUGACUGAGUAAAGGCAGCACAAGUGGAGGGGAAAAAAAAAGAAAAGACAUCCAGCUUACUCCCUGCAUUCUGUGACUUUCUCUUCCUCUCUCUCGUGCCUCUCUUUUGCUGCGUCCACUCCUUCAUUCAGCACCUGUACUGUGGGAUUAACAUGACUUAAAAUUCAAUCAGCCUACAGCCUGACGGAAGAGCGACAGAGGAGGCAGACAGAGCGCUGCAGCUGUCGAGACCAAGCGAGGGGACGACCAGCGGGAGGAGAGAGAGAGGGGGGGAUAGACAGUGAGAGAUAGAGAUAGAAAGAGAGAGAGAGAGAGAGAGAGAGAGAGAGAGAAAGAGAGGGAGGGAUGGGUGUUUUUCCACGGAGCUGAGACAGAGAGCAAGCGGCAGAGACGGUGGGGAUGUGACGGUUUCCACGGGUCGUGGGGGAAUGAUCCAGAAAACAAGGUUUUGUCUGCACCUCCCUCCAAGGUCAUGAAUAAGUGUCUAAUUCAGUGAAGUGGAUCACGCUGCACAGAGGCCCUGUGACACACCCUGGAAGUCCCUACAGGAAGAUGAGAGGAGAGGAGGUGGAGAAACUGCAGGUGUGAAGAGUCAGAUGAAUAAUCAAGAAGACUGGGAUGUAUGAUUGAGGAGGGAGCGGUUAAAGAAGGCGGGAACUCCAGGAUUCUUAUUCUUAGUUAAGUGAAGUUGAAUACAGCCAUGAGGAAAUCAUAUCACACUGCAAUAAAUAGGAUUUCAAGCCAAGUGGAUGCGUGGAUUUCUUCUCAAAGUGAAGUCUCUUUUGGAAUAUCACACCAGGAUUGGGCGAGUAAUUCAGGAUUUUCCACUUUUUCUUCAUCUAAAGAACUCUAAGAGGAUAUUGCAGGAUUGGGAGUUUCUGCGACUCUCUCUUCUACUUCUCUCUCCUCCCUAUCGAUGGGGGUUUCUGUAAGGGGGGAGUAGGACAGGUUACAGCACAAUCACACAAUCCCUCCUCCCCCUACUGCUCGCCCCGACACAAGGAGAAACACCUGGGGCGAGAUCAGUGCCAAACACUCACACACAAACACACACACAUAUAAACCCGGAUAACAUGUGGAGCUGAUUCGGAUUAUAGAGCCGCACAGACGGAAAAGGUCUGUGGAUUGCCAGGCGUUCUACCAUGCCUGUCCCCCCACCCCUCAAUCCCCGCAGACAUAAACACCUGCCCCACUCACACCUCCAUACAGAACAAAGGGCAGAAAGCUCCACCGUCCCUUCCCUCUUCCCUCCAUCCUUCCUCUCUCUGUCUCUUCUCCCCCCUCUCAUCGUCUCAUCCUUCGCCUCGUCCCAUCUCUUCCACUGCGCCUGCCCGAGAGCUACAAAAAGAACCCUUCCCGAGUCCGGUCCUUUCCCAGCGUUUCACUGGCUGACUUUGGUCACAUGCUGCCUGUUGCCGUCUCUGAUUGGAGCAGGGGAGACGUGGGGCGUAGUCUCGGCCUGUCCCUUCCACUGUGUGUGCCGGAAUCUUUCGGAGUCACUCAGCACACUCUGCGCCGACAAGGGCCUCCUGUUUGUCCCCCCGCACGUUGACCGGCGCACUGUCGAGCUACGACUGGCGGACAACUUCAUCACGGAAGUCGGGGGGACUGACUUUGUCAACAUGACGGGAUUGGUUGAUUUGACUCUGUCCAGGAAUACUAUUCACCUGAUCAAACCGAUGGCCUUUGCCGACUUGGAGAGCUUGCGGUCCCUUCACCUGGAUGGUAAUCGGUUGACAACACUCGGACCAAGGGACCUUUCAGGUUUGGUCAAUCUGCAACACCUUAUCGUCAACAACAACCAGCUUGUUAAAGUCUCCGUCCAGGCCUUCGACGACUUUCUACUCACACUGGAAGACCUCGACAUGUCCUACAAUAACCUCAGGAGGGUACCAUGGGAGUCCAUACAGAACAUGGCCAGUCUGCACACACUCAACCUGGAUCAUAACUUGAUAGACCACAUAGCCGAAGGAGUCUUUGGAGAGCUUUAUAAGCUUGCAAGGCUGGAUAUGACCUCCAACAGGCUGCGAACCCUGCCUCCUGAUCCUCUCUUUGCAAGAUCCCAAACAGGUGCAAUAAGUCCCACCCCGUACAACGCUGUCAUAAGCCUGAAUUUUGGAGGGAAUCCGCUCCACUGCAACUGUGAACUGCUGUGGUUACGACGGCUUAUACGAGGAGAUGACAUGGAGACUUGUGCCACACCUGCUCACCUGGCUGGAAGGUAUUUCUGGUCAAUUCCUGAGGAGGAGUUUACUUGUGAGCCCCCUCUCAUCACCCGUCACACUCACAAGCUGUGGGUCCUGGAGGGCCAGCGGGCGACUCUAAAAUGCCGUGCCAUCGGGGACCCCGAGCCAGUGGUGCACUGGGUUUCACCGGAUGACCGAAUCAUUGCGAAUUCAUCUCGCAUCAGCUCCUUCAGCAAUGGGACCUUGGAUAUGUUAGUUACAGUAGCCCGGGAUGAUGGGGCUUACACGUGUAUCGCAAUAAACGCAGCGGGUGAAGCGACUGCCACUGUAGAUCUGAAAAUAAUCCCCUUGCCUCACCGGGGCGGAACAGGUGGAAACACAGGGAAUAACAACGUGAACACCAAAAACAACAGGAACGUGACCAAUGGGAUUUUACGGACAGAUCCGGGUUCCUCGGAUAUCAGCACGGGGAAAAAUGGAGGGAUUAACAACGGUGCGGGACGGGGAGGAGAGGUGGAGGAUGGGAGGAGAGGUGGAGGAGAGGAUACGGAGGGCGAUGGUAGCAGGGCCUCUGAAGGGGAGAGGGUUGAUGGAGGGAGCAUGGAGGAAGAGGAAGGGGACGAGGAUGAAGGGAGGAUGGUUGGAGUACAAGGAGUUACUUCCACAUCAGCACAAGUCCGAUGGGAUUUGGGGCGUUUGUCUGCGGCUUAUGUUGUGUGGAUGUACCAGAUACAGUAUAACUGCACCGCCGAUGAAACCCUCAUCUACAGAAUCCUCCCGUCAACCAGUGACCGCUUCCUGUUGAAGAACUUGGUCGCUGGUGUGGACUACAACCUGUGCGUCUUGGCCAUUUUUGAUGACACAAUCACAUCUCUGGCCGCCACUAAAGUCCUGGGAUGCACCACCUUCUCCACCAAGGAUGUCUACCCAGCAUGCCGCUCUCUCCAAGCCCACUUCCUGGGUGGGACUCUCACCAUAUUGGUUGGCGGUGUUGUCGUUGUCACUUUGCUCGUGUUUACCGUUGCGCUCAUGGUUCGCCAUCGUGUUUGUAACCACGGGGAUCAUAUGAUAUGUCACAGCGGCAACAGUGAGGCUGGAGGUGGCGCCUGCUGUCAGGGUGGAGGUGUCGGAGGAGACAAAGGGGGAAACGGCACCGGGUGCUACCAAUCGAAUGGUUCAGGGGACAUGAUGAUGGUGGUCCUGCCUAAUGGUCUGCCCUCUAAAAGAGGGGAGAGGGACAAGGAGAAGGAGAAAGAAGCGACUGAUUCUGCUUCCUCUUUGCCUCCGAAGCUUCCUCCGAAGCCGAGGCCGAAGCCAAAAGUCAACCUGGAGCAGUUUCUUUCAGCAGGGGGCGUUGUUUCCUCAACCACAGGGGGAGGGAGUGAGAUGGCACUAGUGGUGAGGCAAAGGAAGCUAGACAAGGUGCCGCCAUACUCUCUUGAAAGUGACAGAACUCCCCUCUACUACUCCCCUUCCCCUCCCUCCACCCUGCCACGUCAGUCGCACUCCCGCCAAAACCCCCGUCUGGAGCGAGAACUGACCAAUCGUGCCAGUUUCUCUCUGGCUGCCCCCCUGAGAGACUCAGAGAUGUUGGACUGGAGAAUCCCUCCCCGCGGCAGGGACAAAUGGAAAUCCUCACAAGCUUAUCUGAGCCCUGUAUCCCCUCUAAGCCCUGCCUGUGGGACUGUUAGCAAACGGCGGCACUCGCUGGAUAUGGGCUCCUCCGUCGCCCUAGCAACUGAUGCGGCGGCUUCUGUUGCCAAACGCUACGGUGCUGUCAGUUACGCCAAGCGGUUGAGUGUGAUCUGGACGAGGCGGAGCCAGUCACUUCAUGGGAUGCUGGUUCAGUGUGCCUCGACGACGAGCACGGCAUCCUCGAAUACCAGCGACGAGGCAGAAAGUGCCGGGGGCUUUGGAUUCCAACGGGGAUACAUCCAUGCUUAUAACACCACCAACUCCAAUUCCAACACCGGGAUUAAUGGGAAAGCUAGCAGUGCAAAAGAGAGGGGGAAAGGGAAGGAUGGGAAAAGUAGUGAAGAACUGGAAGAAAGUGUUGUGUAGAAGGUAGCAGGACGGAAUAGUAAGAGGGUUGAGAGAGGGUGGGAUCUUGAAUUGAAAAGGGCAAAGAGGUGGAUUGGGAGGAAAACUGGGGCGAGAUGAAGUGAUUGCAGAUGAGGAGAAGAAGAGAAAGGUAAAAACGUCUCAAGCCUCACUUAUGCAGCAAAAGAAAGUGAACCUGGACGUGAGGUUAAGAUUUUUAAGAGGCGCUUUAUAGCUGACCUGAAGAGUGAUGGGCGAAAUAUAAGAGCAGGGAGAACCAUGACUGGUAGCGGUUUUAAGAUGGUCAUUAAAUACUCAAGGCUGAGCCAGAGCCAUAUCAGUUAAAAAUGAAUGAUACAAGGUAGAAACAAAGUAGAAACACUCAAAAAACACACAGUGACAGUAGUAUGGAGAGAAAUGUGAGUGAUAUAUAGAGUCAAAGAAGGAAAGGGAUAAUCAAAUGGGAAAACAUCAAGAGCCUGACAGAACAAAGGAUAUAGCGCAGUGAUUGAGAUAGUGUGGGCUCAGCGUGGAUCUCAGAAAAGCCUUUACAUUAAUGGAACCAGACUCUUGCUAACACUUCAGCUCUCCAGGGCCUCAGCGCCCACGACAACAGAAGGGUUUACACUGGAUCAAAAACAACAACACAACCAGUAUUACUGGAGGAAAAAAAACACACUGGUAAAUAGAUUGGGAUGAAAUAGUCCUGCUUUGUUAUCCUCUUCUUUGACUCGGACAGUGACGUCCAUUUCCAAACUCUUUUUCCAAAACACAAUGAAUGUGACUUUUAUGUGUCCUCUGCGGCUGGACAAUGAUUUUGGCUCGCCCCUGCCUGCGGAUUAUGGGAGCAUAAAUACAGAGACGGGUGCACUGGACACGAUCAAUCGAUACGGGCUGGAAAGAGCGAGCAGAGCACAGACAUUAUUAAAAGAAAGACAUUGGGAUUACAAAGGUGUCGAUAUGGAUUACAAAAUGGAGGAGACAGUGGCGUAUGAUGACACAUGCACACUUUCUGAGAGGAGGGAUGAUAACGCAGCAAACAAGUGAAUAAUAGCUACAUAAGUGUGCAUGUAUUGAUGGAUCAGGGGCAGGGUGUGCGAAUGUGUGGUUGUGUGUGAUUGUGUGUAUGUCAAUGUUUGUGAGGAGCAAACCCAUCAACCAGACUCCAUUGUGUUAAAUAAGGUUGCUUUCUGGACAUGCUGAAAUUCAAAAAUAUUCAAAAAAAAAAAUAAUAAAACAUGGAUGGAGCAAAUGCAAAUUUUAAUGGCAUUUUUAACAACUUUAGAAUAAAUCUGCAUUUCCAUGCUCAGAAAGCAGCAACCUUUGUGAUUUCAGACUUUCUUUUGUGCCACAUGGAUUCAAAUUAAAUCCAAACAGUUGAAUGUUUUAAGAGGAAAAGCAGUCAAAAAAAGAGGAAGCCACUGACACUAUUAACUCCUCAAUGGAAGACUUUGUACAACUGAUAAUGUGACUACUGUUCCACUGGCAGCGACCAGAGACUCUUCAAAACUUCAAAGAGAAAAAAUUACAAGAGAAAACUUGAAAGUACAUAUAUAUAGUAUAUAUAUAUAUACAAUGAUGUUACUUGUCGCACCAUGUGUUACUGUUUUUCAAAGUUUUCUGGAGAAUGAUGUUAGGGUCAAACACAAAAUAUAAAAUGUGUGAUUUUUUGUUUUAGACAAAAGAUCAUCAUGAUUAGAGCAGAAAAAUAUCAAUGCCAACUCAGCAGAAAAAAAGCACACACAGCACUGAUCACACAAACAGAAAAGCACACACAAGCUGAUGCCUAUAAAACAGAG